AUGUGUCGGCAGACGUGUCCUCAACGCCCUCCCAGCGCUAUGACCAGCGACAGAAAGGCUUCAUGCACGUAUAUUGUCCCCUUUUUUCCCCACCAGAAAAUGCCGGUCAUCAAUAUAGAAGAUCUGACGGAGAAAGAUAAAUUAAAGAUGGAAGUGGAGCAGCUGAAGAAGGAGGUGAAGCUGGAGAGGCAGCUGGUCUCCAAAAUGUGUGAAGAGAUCAAGACUUACAUCGAAGGCAACUCCGGCGAGGACCCUCUCGUAAAGGGCAUUCCAGAAGACAAGAACCCAUUCAAGGAGAAAGGAGGAUGUGUCAUUGCUUAA
This is a messenger RNA of Staurois parvus, 321 nucleotides long. The record is from the annotation of a GenBank genome assembly. Lineage: Eukaryota; Metazoa; Chordata; Amphibia; Anura; Ranidae.